AUGUCACGAAUUUAUUCACAGCAUCCGGAUUGGUAUAGAUUGGAUCCAUCAACUUCUCAGCAUGUGACAGCUAGGAUUACUCUUGACUUCCGAGAUCUCAAUAAGGAAGGUCAUCUUCUCACAUUAUCAGUUCUUCCGCAUGUUCUGUAUGAACUCUUGCAAUCAAAAUCACAGCUGACGGAAGCUCUUGAUAGUUUUUCUCAUGGAUUGAAGCGAUGGGCUGAACCUACCGAACAAGAAACAUUUCGCACAUACCUGGCUUGCGUCUUUGUUGUUGCCGGGUGUGAGGAUAAUCCACUGAGCGAGCUGAGUAAGCUCGUUCAAAUGCAACAUACACAACAGGUGGGAUAAUU
Messenger RNA from Strongylus vulgaris, 353 nucleotides. NCBI's taxonomy places the organism in Eukaryota, Metazoa, Nematoda, Chromadorea, Rhabditida, Strongylidae. The record is from the annotation of a GenBank genome assembly.